AUGUAUGUGAAAUGGUUUGAUACAGUAAUGUCUUACUAUGUGAUUUUAGUGUAUUCAGUGAAUGUCACUUUUUGUCAUUUUCAAAUUUCACGCCGGUUCCGGCCCAAAUAUGUUCUGACGCUCGCAGGGGACGGAACCCAGAAGACAGAUGCCGGUAUCCGCCGGAGGACAUUACAGGGGACACUGCAGGGGGGACAUCGCGGGAGCGCAGGACAAGGUAAGUAAAGAAGUGAUCCUGGAGCAGCACCGCAUGGUAAGCCAAAGUGUAGCUCGGGGUUACCGCUUGUGCUACACUCGGGAAUACCGCCAGGGAGGCUAC
Molecule: messenger RNA, 319 nt
Organism: Staurois parvus
Lineage: Eukaryota; Metazoa; Chordata; Amphibia; Anura; Ranidae
Source: the annotation of a GenBank genome assembly